CGCGCAGCCUGCGGGGUGGCUCGUGCGCUCGCCGAGCCCGGCCCGGGGCUACGCUUCUACCUUGAGGCCCUGCCGGAGCUGCUGCACGGCGGCCAGGCUCUGGGCCCAACACUAUGUAAAUGGAGAAGAAGCUUUUAUGCCUCACACCUGCCUGUCAGGUGUGCCCCGUUCCGCGCUCCAUAGCUUACACAUGGGGAAACUGAGGUAUGGUGAGUGCUCACUGAGGGAUGACUCUGUGCCAGGCCCUGCACUGAGUAUUAAGGCUGGCGACUCCCAGGGCCUGAGGAUGAAGUCAAGCCCGCCACAUUGGCCCCUGUCCUGCCUUCUUGUGCUGCUCCCUUGGCCUCUGACCACUCCAGUAUCAACAACCUCUUGGCAGUGCCCACCUGGGAAGGAACCCCACCUGGACCCAGGGCAGGGCACAUUAUGCAGAUCCUGUCCCCCUGGCACUUUCUCUGCUUUGUGGGGCCCUGGCCCAUGCCAGCCCCACUCGCGCUGCAGUCCUCGAGGGAGGCUGGAGGCCCAGGCAGGCACAGCGACUCAAGACACUCUAUGUGGAGACUGCCAGCCUGGGUGGGUUGCCACUUUGGGGGUCCCCCAUGUCCCCUGUCAGCCAUGCUCCUGGAUGCCUCUGGGUACUCGUGGCUGCUCUGAGAAGGGACGGCGGGCCCGACGUGGCGUGGAGGUAGCAGCAGGGGCCACCAGCGGUGGGGACACGCGGCAGCCUGGGAACAGCACCCGGGCAGGUGGCCCUGAGGAGACGGCUGCCCAGUAUGCGGUUAUUGCCAUCGUGCCUGUCUUCUGCCUCAUGGGGCUGCUGGGCAUCCUGGUGUGUAACCUGCUCAAGCGGAAGGGCUACCACUGCACCGCCCACAAGGAGGUUGGGCCCAGCCCUGGAGGUGGAGGCAGUGGGAUCAACCCCGCCUACAGGGCUGAAGAUGCCAACGAGGACACCAUCGGGGUCCUGGUACGCCUGAUCACAGAGAAGAAAGAGAACGCGGCGGCCCUGGAGGAGCUGCUGAAGGAGUACCACAGCAAACAGCUGGUACAGACUGGCCACGGGCCUGUGCCCAGGCUGCCACUAGGCCCCCCCAGCUUGCCACACAUCUGCCCGCAUCGCCACCACCUCCACACCGUGCAGGGCUUGGCCUCACUCUCUGGCCCCUGCUGCUCCCGGUGCAGCCAGAAGAAGUGGCCUGAGGUGCUGCUGUCCCCUGAGGCCGCAGCUGCCGCUACCCCCACUCCCAGACUCCUGCCCAACCCUGCAAGGGCUCCAAAGGCAGGGGCCAAGGCAGGACGCCAGGGCGAGAUCACCAUCUUGUCUGUGGGCAGGUUCCGAGUGGCCCGAAUUCCAGAGCAACGGUCAAGUUCAGCAGCCCCUGAGGUGAAGACUAUCACAGAGGCUGGGCCCUCAGGGAGUGACCUCCCUGAUUCCCCACAACCAGGCCUCUCCACUGAGCAGCGGGCACUGCUGGGAAGUGGUGGAAGCCAUACGAAGUGGCUGAAGCCCCCAGCAGAGAACAAGGCUGAGGAAAACCGCUAUGUGGUCCGGCUAAGUGAGAGCACUCUGGUUAUCUGAUGGCCUGCCUCAGCUGAAGACACAGCAGCCCUGCCCUGGGAGGUUCUGGAGGCUUCCCGGAGGAGGUAGAGCUGCAACUGGGCCUGUGAAGAUCAAGAAGCAACGGUCCAGCAGACAGAACAGCAAAGGCCAAGGCCUGGAGGUGGGAGUGUCCGCCCCCGUGCAGAGGCAGGCCAGCAGGCGGGUGCUGUGUGCAGGAGCAGGUUGAGGGCCCCUCCCCUGCCCCUGUGCCUUGCCCCGGCCAGAACCUAGGACCUUGCAGGACCCUCUGUACCACCAGGUGGCUAGCCUUGGCUGUGGGGAGGGGCCCUCGGCCUGGCACCCUUGGCCCCAUACCUUGGUAAUCUACUGCCCCGCCUCCAUCCAGGGCCUUAGUGAGGACCUCUCCCUCCUCUUCCGGCGGGCCUCACAUAGGGAAGAGGCAACAAAAAGCUGUGGGCUGGAGACUUGAGCUCCCUGGUUCUAACUGUGGGCAAGUCCCUGGCCAUCACCUGGUUAUAGUUCUUCUGACCAUGAAGUGAGGAGAGAGAGGUGUCUUGGGACCCAGGGCUUCUCCGGUUCCUUGCAGGUUCUGACCUGGGUUGUGUGCGGGGAGAGCUUGACUCCUUGCCACCCCUUCCAUUAGUAGCUUUAUCUGUGGCCCCAUUUUUGCAGCUUCCAGGGCCUGUGCCUUCAGGCCCCCAAUGGGGCUGCCCAUCCCUGGCUCUGCCUACAGAAGGGGCUUAAUGCAUGUAUCUGCCCCCCUCCCCGCUGUUUUUAUUGAAAUUGGAACCACAGUCUUGACCUGGGCAAGGCUGUGAUACAGGGUGCCAGCCUGCAUAGUCACCCCAAGAUCUCAGGAGUGUUUCGGGGGGGGGGUGUGUGCGGGGCUGGAGAGGCCCCUCUGGCCUCAAGUCGUUUCUGUGUCUCUGUGGUGUUGGUGUCUAUCCCCCAGCUGGGCAGUACAGGCGACUGCCCAGCCUGGCUCCAUGUCCACUGUAGCCCAGUGACCUGGUUAUUUAUAUGGGGCCGUGCAGGCAUGGGCCCCACUGCCAUCCCCAUUUCUCUUAUUUAUUGAAAAUUUGCUGUUGUCCUGUCCUUGUCUACAUUCCCAUCCAUUUAUUGGAUAAUAAAAGGUGGGAAAGUGGUGUCAUGAGGAGCUUCUUUCCCUGUGCCUCUUCCCAGGUCGUCCGUCUGUUCACCAAAUACUGCUGUGUCAGGUAUGGCGUGGGGGACAGGCCACCCCCGACCCCUUGCAGGGCUGGCUCUGGUGGGUGGGCAUGGGACAGCAGGGGAAGUGGGGAGGCCCCUCACCUCACUGGUUCUCACUGAAGCCCCUAGAAGCAUUGCUGUCCAGUGGAAAUACAGUCUAUAUCAUGUAAUUUAAAAUUUCCCAAUAUCCACAUAUUUAAAAAGCAUCAAUAAUGUAUUUCAGCUAGUACAGCUAAAAUAUUUUCACUUCAAUAUAAAGUCAGCAUAAAAAUUAUGAAUGAGCCAUUUUUUGCUUUGAAAUCUGGUGUUUUAUAGUUAAAGCACAUCUUAAUAUGAACUAACCACAUGUGGCUAGUGGCUCCUGUCUUGGACAGCAUAGCUCUAGAGGAUAAGGAGCCUGGAGGAUGGAUGGGUAAGACAGACAUGGCGGGAGCUGGAUAAUGUGGGGAGGGGGAGCAUGGUCCCCAGAGAGGGAAUAAUAAUGUGCAGAGGCCCGAGGACACUAUGAUGAAAUGGAGAAGCUGGAAGUCAAAGGUGACAGGUGUGGAGACCAGAGUGAGGGUGGGCAACAGAAGGCAGCUCCACGUGCUCCUAGAAGCCCUUAGGCCAGGGAUACCAAGGCAUUUAGGAAAGGGAAAUGCAGGGAAUGUACCAGGACUGGACCGGGAGAGGGCUCGGGACAGACCCUUCGGCUGUUCCAGGGGCACUGUCAAGAGGUGGGAAGGAGACCAAGAGAGAAGUAUCCUGCAAGGGAGGAAAGGAGAGUGAGGGGCAAGGUGGGUCACAAGGCCAAGGGCCACCACUGGUCAGCCCCUGGUUAAUGGACAUGAGGACAUGGUGAGAGCAGGACCAGGUCUGAGUGGAUUGAGCUCCCUGCAGAAGCCAGACUGUGCCAGGUAAAGCAGGUGGAGACCUAGGCUCCAGGGAGAGGUUUUUAGUUAAUUCUGGGUUCUCUGGUAUAUUUUUUAAAGACAGAAGGAGCACAUUUAAAUGCUAAUGGGAGAGUCCCAAAGAGAGGCUGAAGAACCAGCUACUAAUGUUUGAGGGAGCUGGGGGAGGUAUGGAAAGAAACAGCCCGUGGGAGUCAUCCUGCUGCAGAUGGGGGAGAGUGGCUGUCAGGCUGGGGCUAAGGAGGGCCAGCUCACUCUCUUGUUCUUGCUGCUCCCGUUGUAGCCAGAAUUAGCCUGAGGUGCUGCUGUCCCCCGAGGCCACAGCUGCCACUGCCCCACUCCCAGACUCCUGCCCAACCCUGCCAGGGCUUCCCAAGGCUGGGGCCAUGGCAGGACGCCAGUGUGAGGUCACCAUCUUUGUGGGCAGAGGCCUUUCUCCUGUGUGGAAGCCACGGGCAGGGGCCUGCCCCAGCAGCAGCAUGGAGAACUCCUGCCUGGAGAAGCUAGGCAGAUGGGCCUUGAGAUUUGCUGUCUCCUUGCCUUUUGACUCUCCAGGGCACGGUCUUUUCUCUGUGAGGCUUCUGAGGUGUGCAGGAAAGGGAGGGCACCUCUUAGUGCCUAGGAGACAAAGAUUUACCUGCUCUAGGGGAGAAGAGGAAAGGAGGCAGGCUGCACAUCAGGAGGAAUUUUCUGGAUUACCAAAGGUUGCCAAAGUCUAGAACAGAUGUCUAUUGUAGGGGACUAUCACUUUAAAGGAAAUAUUCCCUUGGGCUACCAGGCUCCACUUGGUGUUCCUAUUUGUCAUCUCAGGGUUUGGUUUCUCAAACUUGGCUGUCUCCUCAGCCAACCAACCCCACUUCACCCAGCACUUGGAUGACACACCAAGAUGAUGAGACAGCAAGAGCCAGUGCCUGGGUGGAUGGGGUAGGAGCUGGGCCCUCCUACUCUCUCAACUCUCUGGCCUCCUUUCCCAGGGGAAAGGUUGGAUUGUGGACUCCAAAGGCCAUGUUGCUGUAGAAACUGAGGCUGGGUCUGGGCUUCCCAGGCCAGGUAAGAGAGACCCCCACCAUGGUGCUGGGCUCUGGGGUAAUAAGAACAGUUCCCCUCCAGCACCACCCCCUCAUUGUCUGUUUGCUGGAAGGUGAAACUAGAACUCUGGCCUAAAUUUCUUCACCUGUCCCAUGUGGCCAGCUCCCAAAAGGAUGGGAUGAGUUGCUGAGGGAUCAGGUAGAGGUAUAACCAAUGUCCUUGGCCUUCAGGGCCCGCACCAUCAGCUGGAUGUUUUCCUGGCUUGUCCCCUCCUAGGCGUGCCCCCUCUGAAUCUUGGCAGCCCUGGGAGCUGGAGGACAAGCUGGGGCACUGGGCUGAGGGGAAUUCUGGGUUUGACUUCUCCUAACUCCACCCAUCGCACCAAGGACCAGACAAAUGAGGAUGAGGGCCCAGAUCUCCAUCUCCCUGCCUGCUCCUGGCCCUCAGUCCUACCACUGUGACCUGGAGCUGAGUCCCUGGAGAAAAUCCCUUUCCCGCCCUAGCGAAACUGUUGAUACAACCCGACAAAGUCUGUGGCCAAAGAUGCCUUCGGCUCCCACAUGUGACAGAGCCUUCCACUGCACAAGGGAGAAGAAUGAGUUCCCUGUCAGGUGAGGAGGCACAGGGCACGGGGUGCCAGAGAGGGCUGGGGUGCUUAGGAGUCCUGAACUGUAAUUACAGCUCUGGUGUGGGCCAGGUCAGUCAGCCUUGAGGGGUUUCCAGUUGAGGAGGUUGAACAUUUAGAGGCUGGUAGAGCAUGGGUGGUCUGGGUCAGGCCCUGGGAGGGAAUGGUGGCCACAAUGACCAGGAAGAGAAGCAUGGGCCUGGGCUAGAGCAGUGCCUUUGCCCAGAGGGGAGAGGAGGAAGAGAUGCAGGAUAGAAACUGACAGCAUGUGACUAUUUGGAUGGAGACCACCUGACCUCCCCUGACAGUCGUUCUGUGACUGUAAACUUGUAAGCACUUCCCUUGGUUUCCCACCUGACAAAUUUACCUGUGUUUAAGUAAACACAGACACUGCCACCUCCAGGGUGGGCAAAAUGUAGGACUCAGUGCCUGGGCUGUGGAGCCAGACCAAGUGUGAGCUCCAACUCUGAACCUUGAGCACCAAGCUCUGUGACCUGGGCCAAAGUACUUACUCUCCUUGGCUGCCCCCUCUCGACAGGCUCACCUCCCACUGGGCUGUGAGGAUUAGGAGAGUUACUAAACAUAAAGCACAGUGCUGGCCCCAUGGGAGGCCCUCAGCAGAUGGCAGCCCUCAUCAUUCACGACCUACCCCCCCAGCUCCCGUAUCACCCACCUUAGUCCAGGUGCUGAUGGCUACUUCCCAGGCCCCUCAGCUGAAUCCCAGGGAAGGCCUGCUAAGCCUGUGGGGAGAUGCACCACAGGUGUUAUCUGACUGGUGAAAACAAGUUCAGAAUGAGCUUGGGAAGAAACCCAGGGGAUUCACUAGCCUAAGAGGUGAGCUGUGUCUCCAUGCCCCAAAAACCACCAGUCUGGUCAUCCUGGACUUUUUUUUUUUUUUUUGGAAACUUUUUUUUUUUUUAAUAGUUAUUGAAUGUUCUACAGCUUACAGUAAAUAUCAUAGUUACAAAUUCUUGGCUUCAAUCUUUCAGAGUGAUCACUAUCUGAUCUUCAAAACAAAACGAAACAAAAACCCAAAAGAAUCCAAAACAACAAAAC
Lutra lutra (Eurasian river otter) is the source of this 6370-nucleotide messenger RNA. It is a transcript of the gene RELT, whose product is annotated as RELT TNF receptor. NCBI's taxonomy places the organism in Eukaryota, Metazoa, Chordata, Mammalia, Carnivora, Mustelidae. The record is from RefSeq and is a predicted model, not a curated record. Gene Ontology annotation, molecular function: protein binding. The transcript is spliced from 12 exons. Gene Ontology annotation, biological process: apoptotic process; amelogenesis. The coding region runs from base 137 to 1579 and encodes 480 amino acids.